AUGAUAGUGUUGUCCGCCUUUGCUUUGCUACACCGACUUCCUCCACAAUACGAAUGGCCAUGGGAGACGGAGUGCUCCAAACGCCUUCAUUUGCCGAAAAGACAUUUCACAGUCUAUCAUGACAGCCAAUUUAAACUCAGGUCCAUUCCGCUCCAACCACGUCUGCUGCGAUAUCUCCUCAAAGACCCGACUAGAGUCCACCCUUGUCCAACGGUUUCAGUCUUAGACUCUCACAAUCCAUUGGGUCGUACUCCAUACGGGGGGAUGGUCCUGGUGAUGAAAUACUCCGUAAUAAAGUCGGCAUUUCGACACUCUCCCUGCCAGUUUACACAGCCGACAGGGAUAACACGUCCCUGGUGCAACCGCUUCUGCUUUGACCUGACCAUGGGCCGAGAUGAACUCCAAUAUUUCUCAACGGUGACAUCUUACCGCUGUCAUCCAAUGUAG
Molecule: messenger RNA, 447 nt
Organism: Pochonia chlamydosporia 170
Lineage: Eukaryota; Fungi; Ascomycota; Sordariomycetes; Hypocreales; Clavicipitaceae
Exons: 1
Coding region: 1-447 (148 amino acids)
Source: RefSeq, a predicted model, not a curated record